Messenger RNA from Drosophila kikkawai, 1958 nucleotides. RefSeq names its product ankyrin repeat domain-containing protein 54. Gene Ontology annotation, molecular function: protein binding. Lineage: Eukaryota; Metazoa; Arthropoda; Insecta; Diptera; Drosophilidae. The record is from RefSeq and is a predicted model, not a curated record.
CUAUCGAUAGGGGGCAAAAUGUAAACAGGAAAAAAAUAGAGAAAAAUACAAACAAUACAGACAGGAAAAUAAGCAGCGCGUGCCUGGCAGAGAAUUUUUCAUCACCAUAGAGGCUCGGAAAAGGGAAAACUGUUAGCGGGGAACAGAACAAGGAGGAGCGACGCACAAAAGCGAGUCGAGAGACGCGAGACGAGUCGAGACGGAACAAAUGGCUGCGGCCACCAACAACGAUUCCUCCACCUCCGGCGUGGAGGCGGCCAAGGAGGAGGUGGAGAUGUCACCCGUGUCCAUGGCCCUUACACGCUCCAUGCCAAUGCCCAUGCCCGCGUCCAAGGGCAUCAUGAUCACGCCGCCGCCGCCGGUGAUGCCGCCCACGCCCACCUCGUCACCCAACACGCACGGCGAGUGGCCUCACAUGAACUUCAACCUGAACCUAAACCUCAAUCUGAACAUGAACAUGAAUGUGAACGUGAACCCCAGUGCGAGCGCCGGCAAUCCGAGCACGAAUGCAUUCCAGCUGACCAGAGACCGGGGCGAGCACUUUGCGCUGCCGCACCUGCCGCCGCUGCCGCUGAACCCCAACGCCCCAAAUGCCGAGUAUCUGCCCAGCCUGAUCCAUCCGAGCACUUUGCCCUCGGGCAGCAAGAGCUUCAAGAUGCGUCCGCGAAUGCAGCGUUUGAAGCAAUACUGCAGCUACAGCAACAUCCUCACCCAGUCGAACGGCCGCAAGCUGCGCACCGCCGCCUCCACCUGCAACAUUGAGCUGCUCAACCGCAUCUUGGAGGCGGGCGCCAAUCCCAAUGCCGCCGACGAGUACAAUCGCAGUCCCCUGCACUUGGCCGCCUGUCGCGGCUACAUACCCAUCGUCCAGCAGCUGCUCAAGUACGGCGCCAAUCCCAAUGUGGUCGACUCCCUGGGCAACACCCCGCUGCAUUUGGCCGUGAUAUCGGCCAGCUCCAACAACUUCAACAUCGUGGUCGGCGUCCUGCUCCAGGGCGGUGCCAGUGUCCACAUGUACGAUCGCAGUAACAAGUCACCGCUGGAGCUGGCCGAGGCCAAGCUGAGAUUGCUGCGCAAUCGCUAUGAUCAUCCCACGCCGGAGACGGCCAAGAUUCUCGAGGACAUGUGCAUGCUGACCACGCUGAUCUUGCGCUACAUGGUGAAGCAGCAGCGCGAGCUGGAGGAUCUCUCGGCGCUGGAGAAGCGUUUGCAAAACCUAAGCACCAGCGACGAUCAGGAGCAGGUCGUGUCCCAGACCGCCGAUGAGCUGCUAGCCAGCGUCGAGCGGUUGUCCAUCAAUAACAAGUAGGCGGAGGGGAAUGGUAUGGAACGGAAAGGAUGCCGGACGCCAUGAGGAAGACUAUCCCGAGGCGUGCUCAAAUUUUGUUUGAUGAGUUGAGAAAAAAAUUCUUGUCUCUUUGCAGUUUGUUUAUCGUUUCCUAAUUUGGCUGCCGUUGAGCUGGAGUUGGCAUCGUGCAAGCGGCUCGAAAGAGAUCCUGGAUAACAUCCCGAAUCCCAUCAAGCUGCCACAAAAACGACCAACGCUCUCACACAAACACACACAAGCACACACACCCACAAAACAAAACAAAACACAUACACAUUGUUUCAUGCGAUCUUUUUUAUUAAGUAUUUCAUAUAAGUUUCAUUGUUUACGCAAAAACAAACCACAAACAUGAUUACAUUUUAAGCUUUACGUUUAGCGCGCCAAAAACAAAUUCAAGUUAUGUAAUAAAGAUGCAAUCGCGACUCAAGUGAACACCUAACAAGAGAAAAACAAAAACAAAAUGCUACUUUACAUUUAACUAAAUGACUACAAUAAAUGAAAUUGUUAAGUGUCUAUUGUAUACUACAAAACAAAAACAUAUGCGUGUAAACAUCCUCUGAACAAUAAAAGAAAACCCAAACGGCCAUUUGACUUAAUCUGCAGAUCAAGCCGAAAUCUAUAACUAUAUAAA